This is a messenger RNA of Anoplopoma fimbria (sablefish), 5256 nucleotides long. RefSeq names its product alpha-2-macroglobulin (gene a2m1). Gene Ontology annotation, molecular function: endopeptidase inhibitor activity. Lineage: Eukaryota; Metazoa; Chordata; Actinopteri; Perciformes; Anoplopomatidae. The record is from RefSeq and is a predicted model, not a curated record. The transcript is spliced from 36 exons. Gene Ontology annotation, cellular component: extracellular region. The coding region runs from base 111 to 4583 and encodes 1490 amino acids.
ACCGCCCCCAUCUGUUGGAGCAACUUGCCCCCUUUGCACGUCCGACUCUGUCCGUCCUCCUCUCCCUGACUCCGGCCCGCUGCAGGCUUGGAAGUGCGUCUGCGUAAAACAUGGCACCUGUGCUCCAAACGCUCACCCUCCUCAUCCUCCUCAUCCUCACCCUCCUCACCGCGUCAGCAGAGGCACACCCCAAUGACAAGAUCUUUUUUGUGGUGACCGUGAGCUCCCAGGUGAUAGGAGGCCAUCGGGAGACCCUGUGUGCUCAGAUCCAGGGCCCCACGGAGCCCGUCACUCUGACCGUCGCCCUGGAGAUGGACUAUGGAAGAACCACCAUCCUGGAGGAGGAAGUCAACGAGGACUUCUACCGCUGCUUGAACUUCCAGGUCCCUACCGUGACCUCCAGAAUUGUGGCAACCAUUAUUGUCACCAUUCAGGGUGAGAGCUGCACGAUGAGCAAGAAGACCAAAAUCCUCAUCAAGCCUCCUGCUUUCAUCCACAUCAUCCAGACCGAUAAACCCAUCUACAAACCUGGACAGACCGUCCAGUUCCGAAUCGUCUCCAUGGACUCUAAUUUCAUCCCUGUAGAUCGAGUGUACAAAGUGGUGGAGCUCCAGGAUCCCAAUUCAAACCGCAUAGCCCAGUGGUUGGAGAAGACUGUCACUAGCGGCAUCCUUGAUCUCUCCCACCCGAUGAUUCCUGAGGCGGUGCAAGGAAAAUACAAGAUCACCGCCUCGACGGACAAAGGAGAGAAAGUAUCCCACAGCUUUGACAUCAAGGAAUACGUUUUGCCAAAGUAUGAAGUAAAGGUUCAUCUACCCAGUGUGAUUUCCAUCCUGGACCACGAGGCAACGCUAAAGAUUUGUGGAAAAUACACUUAUGGAAAACCUGUAGUUGGUUCAGUCAAGGCAGUGUUUUGUAGAAACGCCAUCCGGUAUAACUGGUAUUCAGCUGCCCAAGAAAACAACAUCUGUGAGACGUAUGAGAUGACGACGGAUACAAGUGGUUGUGCCACACAAAUGGUGAACAUGACCAAGUUUUCGCUCAAGAAGACCAGGUUCAAACAGAACUUUGAGGUGACUGCUGAAUUGGAGGAGUACGGCACAGGGGUGGUUCUUAAAGGCAGUGGGCAGACCAGCUUCAGCAGUACCAUCAGAACGGUCACCUUCGAGGACGUACCUGAAGCCUACAAGCAUGGCAUCCCAUUGGAGGGAAAGGUCAAAGUGGUCGGUCCAGACAGCAAAGCUGUUGCCAACGAGGCCGUGUAUCUGUUUGCCCGCAACGUUCUAAGCCUGAACCUGACCACAGACAAGAGAGGCAUGGCUUCGUUUUCUUUGGAAACCGCUCUCUGGAAGGGCACUGUGUCAAUAAAGGCGAGUACUAGAAGGACGGAGGAGAGUGAGGCGUAUGAUCACCAUGUGCUGCGCCCGGCCUACCUUUCGGCCCAUCACAACGUCGCACCGUUUUACUCCAAGAGCAGUAGUUUUUUGAAGCUCAUGCAGGUGAACGGGAAGCUCUCCUGUGACAAAGAUGCAACGGUGCGCGCUCAGUACAUUAUCCAGGGGAAGGAGCUAAAGAAGGAACAGGAAGUCCUCGACUUCUUUUACCUGGUGAUGUCUAAAGGUGGAAUUUUGCAGCAUGGUCGUGUCCCGGUGGCUGUUAAUGCAGGAAUCGUCAACAAAGGAGAGCUGUCCAUCUCACUCCUUCAGGUUACAGAUCUGGCACCAUUUGCCCAGGUGGUCGUUUACACCAUGAUGCCCAGUGGAGAGGCCGUGGCCGACAGCCGGAACUUCCCCGUUCGGCUCUGCCUCAAUAACAAGGUGUCUCUGAAGUUCUCCUCUCUCCAGGAGCUUCCAGCAGAGAAGACCACGCUCAGCCUGCAGGCUCAGCCGGGCUCCUUGUGCUCCGUCAGGGCCAUCGACCAGAGCGUCCUGCUGCUGCAGGCGGAGCAGGAGCUCACCGUCAACUAUGUGUACAGCAAGCUGCCUUUUCAGAAGCUGUCGGGAUACAGCUACGAGGUGGAAGACAAUGAGCCGUAUCCUUGCUUACCAGAGCCAGAACCAGAACCACAACCAGUACCAGAACCACAACCAGUACCAGAGCCAGAACCAGGACUGGAGUUGGUGGAGCCAGCUAGUCGACCGAAGCGCUCAUUCUACCAUGAACCGCCCAAUCACAAGGAUGAUGUCUACAACAUCUUUAAAGAAAUAGGAAUCAAAAUUGUCACCAACUCCGAUGUGAGAAAACCGUACAACUGCGAAGAAAUCUACGAUGUGCCACAUAUGGCAUAUGACGACUUUGCGGACUUCGUAGACUCUCCGGUCCCCAUGGCCAACAUGAUGCCAAAGGGUGAAACUCAAGGUAUUGGAGAUAAAGAGGAGGCGAAGAAAGAGACCGUCAGGACCUUCUUCCCAGAGACCUGGAUUUGGGACCUGGUUCCUGUGGGAGACAGCGGGUCCGUGGACGUGGAGAGGACGGUCCCUGACACCAUCACUAAAUGGGCGGCCGGAGCUUUCUGCGUCUCCUCCGUGGGCUUCGGCGUGUCGCCCAACAUCGGACUGGUCGUCUUCCAGCCGUUCUUUGUCAGUCUCACCUUGCCCUACUCCGUCAUCCGAGGGGAGGUGUUCACGCUCAAAGCCACCGUCUUCAACUACCUCUCCAAGUGCAUUAUGGUGAAUAUUACACUGGCUGAGUCAGACCAGUACGACUUCAGAAACUGUGAUGGCUGCCAUUACCGCGUGUGUCUGUGCGGAGAGGAGAGCAGGACCUUCUCGUGGAUCGUAACUCCAACGGCUCUAGGUCAGGUGUCUCUGAAGGUCAGCGCGGAGGCCCUGAAGACCGACGUUCUCUGUGGCAACGAGGUGGCCAUCGUCCCCGACGUGGGUCAGAUCGACACCGUGGUCCGCACGCUGCUGGUGGAGGCUGAAGGAACGCCACAGAUGGUCAGUCACAACGCGCUCCUCUGUCCAGCAGAGGGUCCUGUGGAGAAGAAUAUCUCCCUCCUGAUGCCCGAGAUGUUUGUGGCUGGAUCGGCGAGGGCCUCCGUCUCUGUCCUGGGUGACCUGAUGGGCCGGGCCAUGAAGAACCUGGACCGGCUCCUGGCCAUGCCCUACGGCUGUGGGGAGCAGAACAUGGUGCUGUUUGCGCCCAACAUCUUCAUCCUCAACUACCUGAAGAGCACCGCUCAGCUGACGAAGGACAUCCAGGACAGAGCGACCCGCUUCCUGGAGAGCGGAUAUCAGAGGGAGCUCACCUACAAGCAUGACGACGGCUCCUACAGCGCCUUUGGGAAGAGCGAUGAGUCCGGAAACACCUGGCUGACCUCCUUCGUGAUGAAGUCGUUCGGCGGGGCGAGGCCGUACAUCUUUGUGGACGAGGCUCACAUUAAAGACGCCCGGCUCUGGCUGUUCAAACACCAGCGCCCCGACGGCUGCAUCAGAUCUGUGGGGAAACUCUUCCACAACGGCAUGAAGGGAGGAGUGAGUGACGACGUUUCCCUGACGGCCUACAUCACCGCUGCUCUGCUGGAGCUCGACGGCAACUCCACGGUGGGGCAGGACUCUCUGGUUCAGAACUGUCUGAGCUGUCUGAGGAAGGCGGUGGGCGGCCAGCUGGAGAACCUGUACACCACGGCCCUCAUGUCCUACAGCUUCGCUCUGGCUGGAGAUCAGGAGAUGAAGAGCAAACUCAUCACUUACCUUCAUCAGAAGUCCAACACGCAGGGAGGCACCCGUCACUGGAACAGAGCCGGGGCUUCUGGGAAAGGCCUGGACUCCCUGGAGGUGGAGAUGACCUCCUACGUGCUGCUGGCGCUGCUCUCCGGUCCGGCCAUGCCAGACUUUGGGCUCGACUACUCCUCCGGGAUCGUCCGCUGGCUCGCCCAGCAGCAGAACCCGUACGGGGGGUUCUCCUCCACACAGGACACCGUGGUGGCCCUGCAGGCUCUGGCCAAGUACGGCGCCGCCACCUACAGCGAGGAGGGCCGCACCACGGUGACGGUGACGUCGGCGGGGGGGCUGAACACGGAGUUCGCGGUGGACCAGAGCAACAGGCUGCUGUACCAGGAGGAGAAGCUGAGCGAGGUCCCAGGAGACUACACCGUCAGGGCCCAGGGCCACAGCUGUGUGCUGGCUCAGAUCUCCAUGCAUUACAACAUCCCUCCUCCACCCGACUUCUCCGCCUUCAACAUCUCCACCAACACCAUGGCCAAGUGCAACACCAGCAGGCCUCAGCUCAUCCUCUUCGUGCACGUCAGGUACCAGGGCAGGAGAGAGGAAACCAACAUGGUCAUCAUCAACAUCAAACUGCUGUCUGGAUACAUUCUGGAUAAAAGCUCCCUGCAGCUGCUGAAGAGAGACCGUUCAGUGAAGCGUGUGGACUUGGACGAAGGAUUCAUCAACAUCUACUUAGACGGGUUGAAGAAGGACGAGACAAAGAUUCUCAGUGUGACUCUAGAGGAGGACCUUCCUGUCAGGAACCUGAAACCAGCCGUGGUCAAAGUCUAUGAUUACUACCAGACAAGUGACGAGGCCGUCACUGACUACACUUCCCCCUGUGCAGAGAGCGACGGCGUCAACGAGCUGUAAAACCCACGCGUGAACCGGGACUUCUUUCAGCUGGAAGAAACUUCUAGAUGUGUAUUUCUUUUUUUUUUUCUUAGACCGUUUAUUUGUUUUUACUCUUUUUUAAAACUUUUUUUCCCAGCUGUCUUUCAUUGUGUUUGAAUUCCACUUUUUAGGAACAAAUUUUGAGUUUUCUGAUUUUAGUAUUUUGAUUGUUUUUGUUCUAUACGCUCUCUUUGCUGUUCCAGUCGGCUCCUAAUGAACCAAUAAUCAAUCAGCUCUCUGUAGAUACUGCUGUCUCUCCUCAACACUGGAACCUUCUCUUCACAACCUGCUGCGUUUAAGAAAAAACAGACAAUAUUCUGUAACAGUUCUGUAUUUUUUUAAUAGAUUUGACAAAAUCCAUAUAAUUCAUACGUGAAGUCAACGCAUGAGACGUACAGGGUACCAAUAACACAGUAUGGUCCGAGUAUUGAUUGAAUGUGUGUGUGUGUGUGUGUGUGUGUGUGAAACAGGAACUACUUUCUAGAAAAACCCCAUGAGUGCUAGGUGAGUUAAUCUGUGUUUGUGUGCAGACGUGUGUUCUGCUGUACCAGUUUUAAAAACAAAGAAAAAGGCAGAUCGAUACAUCACUACCAUACAAUAUGAAAUGUAACUGACUGACAAUAAAAAUUCUAAAAUGACAAAAAUAAGUAAA